CUACCUCCCCGACUUCUGCUUCCGUUUUGUCUCGUCCCGAUCGGCCGGCCCCAUUCUUCAUCCAUCGUCACCCCUCCUCACACCCGCAGUGCCACGCGGGAGCUAGCUCCGACCCCGGACGCGGCGAGAGAGAGGGAGAGAGAGGGGCGUCGUCGAUGGGGAAGUGGAUCAAGUCGCUGGUGGGCCUCAAGGCGCCGUCGGCGUCCGCGGCGCCGGGGAAGGGGCGGAAGUGGAGCCGGCUGUGGCGGAGCGGGUCCAGGGACGGCGCCGGGGGCUGCGAGACGUCCUCAACCACGUCGUCCGCCAGCGCGCUCGGCUCGGUCGUGGCCGCCGCGGCGCGCGCGCCGCCCCGGGACUUCCGCGUGAUCAGGCAGGAGUGGGCCGCCGUGCGCAUCCAGGCCGCCUUCCGCGCCCUCCUGGCGAGGCGGGCGCUGAAGGCGCUGCGGGGCAUCGUGCGGCUGCAGGCGCUGGUGCGCGGCCGGCUGGUGCGGCGGCAGCUCGCCGUCACGCUCAGCCGCAUGGAGGCGCUGCUGAGGGUGCAGGAGCGCGCCAUGGAGCGCCGGGCACGCUGCUCCGCCGACGCGCUGCCACAGGACGCGCCCGGCCACCGCGACGGCCGUGCCGAUCCGCUCAGGGAAACUGAGGAACGAUGGUGUGACAGGCAAGGUUCUGUCAACCAAGUAAAAUCAAGAAUGCACAUGAAACAUGAGGGUGCAGUGAAGAGACAAAGGGCAAUUGCUUAUGCUCAUUCUCACCAGGGUCGGAGUUCAAGAUACAGUGGAAGGUCAAGCUCCCCUGCAAGCUCUCUCAGGAACCAUGAGUCUUACAUAGAAGGAUGGAUGGCAACAAAACCCUGGGAGAGCACGCAUAUGGACUCAAACCUCGGCCAGUCGCGUCGUCUACAUAGCUACAAGGAGACGAUAAACUUCGAAGACUCCAAAUAUUCAUGUGCUGGCUCCACCAAGAUCAGAAGAAACAAUGACUCAGCCAGAGUUGAAGCAAUGCCUCCACCGGCGCUCUCGGCUUCCUCCUCGGACUUUGGGUGCGACGAGAGCUCUCCGUCGACAUCCUCGGUGACCCCAGGAUACUCUGCUACCAACACCUUGGCAUCAGAGGCAAGAUCCGACAGUGGUGGAGGGCCGGGGUACAUGAGCUUGACCAAGGCUGCCAAGGCAAGGCUGGAGGACGUCGGCGGCAGUCGGAGAGGGCCGUUCCAGCUGCAGAGGCAGCGGUCUGGGGGCGUGCCGUAUUACAGCAGAAGGGUGGCGCUCUCUUCGUUGGACUCCGAGAGCAACGCGGGAUCGGAUGUCUCGGCCGCCGCGAGGAGGUUGAACAGCGUGUCUCUCAAAGGGCAGAGCAUGACGAGGAGCUUGGACAAGGAGAACUACAAUUAUUAAUCCUAGCUGCUUGCUUGCUUGCUCACAUGGACAAACUAGUUUGCAACUCAUACAUAAAUUUUCUUCAUUCUGCUUCUGCUUCAGCGUUAUGUGUACACACACCCAGUGUCGAGUUCAACGCCUCAUUGGUUGCAUUAAUAAUAAGUACUCCCUCCGUUUCAAAA
Molecule: messenger RNA, 1561 nt
Organism: Aegilops tauschii subsp. strangulata
Lineage: Eukaryota; Viridiplantae; Streptophyta; Magnoliopsida; Poales; Poaceae
Product: protein IQ-DOMAIN 6
Molecular function (GO): protein binding
Source: RefSeq, a predicted model, not a curated record